Messenger RNA from Populus euphratica (Euphrates poplar), 3732 nucleotides. Its product is annotated as putative disease resistance protein RGA4. Gene Ontology annotation, molecular function: ADP binding. The coding region runs from base 172 to 3381 and encodes 1069 amino acids. The transcript has 3 exons. Lineage: Eukaryota; Viridiplantae; Streptophyta; Magnoliopsida; Malpighiales; Salicaceae. The record is from RefSeq and is a predicted model, not a curated record.
UAUAAUCAGUAAAAUCCCAUCACCAAACGCUUUCACCUUUUCCAUUUCUCAUCUGCUCUUUCAUCUCAAUAUUUACUUACCAUUUCUUGCUCACCUCCCCGCUUUUAGUUUCCGUACACCUUUUCUACUUCUACUUCUCAACAUCCGAUUCCUUUCGCUUCGUAACAAGCAAUGGCCGACGCAGUUGUUUCUGCUGUAGCGAGUGCAGUCUUGGAGAACUUGAGGCUGCUGGUUCUCAAAGAGGUUGGGCUUGCUCGGGGCCUAGACACCGAGCUUGAGCAUCUCGAAAGCACCUUCGCAAUGGUUCAAGCUGUGCUCCAGGAUGCGGAGGAGAAGCAAUGGAAGAACAAGGCUUUAGAGAUUUGGCUAAGACACCUCAAGGAUGCAGCUUAUGAUGUUGAUGAUGUACUGGAUGAGUUUGCAAUUGAAUCUCAAAGGCAUCGGCUGCAAAGAGAUCCCAAAAACCGACUGAGAUCCCUCUUUACUCUCGGUCAUGGCCCCCUUCUUUUUCGAUUGAAAAUGGAGCAUAAAUUGAAAAAUGUGAGAGAACAAUUGGAUGCCAUCGCCAAUAAGAAAAACAUGUUUGAUUUAACACCAAGAGCUGUAGACAUAGCAGCUGAUACCUAUGAUUGGCGGCUUACCAACUCACUCGUGAAUGAGUCAGAAAUUUGCGGACGACGGAAGGAGAAAGAGGAACUACUCAACAUCCUGCUCACUAAUGACGACGAUCUCCCUGUUUAUGCUAUAUGGGGAAUGGGGGGACUCGGGAAAACAACACUUGCUCAAUUGGUCUACAAUGAAGAAAAGGUUAAACAACAAUUCGGCUUGAGGAUCUGGGUGUGUGUGUCUACUGAUUUUGACUUGAGAAGAUUAACAAGAGCCAUCAUGGAGCCCAUUGACGGUGCCUCUUGUUCUCUUCAAGAAUUGGAUCCCUUGCUACAACGCCUCCAACAAAAGUUAACUGGAAAGAAGUUUUUGCUUGUGCUGGAUGAUGUGUGGGAAGAUUAUACUGAUAGGUGGAGUAAAUUAAAGGAGGUAUUAAGGUGUGGAGCUAAAGGUAGUGCUGUAAUAGUAACUACGCGUAAUGAGAUGGUUGCUCGUAGAAUGGCCGCAACUUUUAUCCAGCGCAUGGGGAGAUUGUCUGCAGAAGAUUCUUGGGAUUUGUUUCAACAGCUUGCAUUCGGGAAGAGAAGGAAAGAGGAGCAGGCACACCUGGAAGCCAUUGGAGUAUCAACAGUGAAGAAGUGCAGUGGUGUUCCUUUAGCUAUAAAGGCACUAGGGAACCUAAUGCGGCUAAAAGAAAGUGAAGAUGAAUGGAUAAAAGUAAAACAAAGUGAGAUUUGGGAUCUAAGAGAAGAAGCAAGCAAGAUUUUACCUGCUUUGAGGUUUAGUUAUACUCAUCUAUCACCACAUUUGAAGCAAUGCUUUGCUUUUUGCGCUAUAUUUCGAAAAGAUCACGUGAUGAGGAGGGAGGAGUUGAUUGCUUUAUGGAUGGCAAAUGGCUUUAUUUCUUGCAGAAAUGAAAUGGAUUUGCACGUUAUGGGUCUUGGGAUUUUCAAUGAACUAGUGGGAAGAUCAUUUCUGCAAGAGGUCCAUGAUGAUGGAUUUGGCAACGUAACAUGUAAAAUGCAUGAUCUUAUGCAUGAUCUCGCACAAUCCAUUGCAGUACAAGAAUGCUAUAUGAGUACAGAAGGCGAUGGGGAAUUGGAAAUUCCUAAAACUGUCCGUCAUGUAGCUUUUUAUAACAGAUCAAUAGCUUCGUCUUCUGAAGUUCUCACGGUCCUAUCACUUCGCUCACUUCUUUUGAUGAAUGCAGGUCUUUUGAAUGGACGGAGAAAGAUUCGUGGUCGAAAACAUCGAGCAUUGAGUUUAAGAAAUGUCUGGGCCAAGAAAAUGCCGAAGUCUAUUUGUGAUUUGAAACAUCUAAGCCUAAUGGGGCAAUUGAUAUACCUCCGAAAACUUACCCUGUUCAUUGUGGGUGGGGAGAAUGGUUGUCGCAUAAGUGAGCUGGAAAGGCUGAAUAAUCUUGCUGGUGAAUUGAGUAUCGCAGAUCUUGUGAAUGUUAGGAAUUUAAAAGAUGCCAGAAGUGCCAAUUUGAAGUUGAAGACAGCUCUUUUAUCAUUGACUUUAUCUUGGCAUGGUAAUGGAUCUUACCUUUUUAGCCCUCGGUCAUUUGUGCCACCACAACGAAGAAAGAGUGUUAUUCAGGAAAAUAACGAGGAGGUUCUUGAUGGGCUUCAACCUCCUUCAAAAUUGAAGAGGUUGAGGAUAUUGGGAUAUGGAGGUUCAAAAUUUCCAAAUUGGAUGAUGAACUUGAACUUCAUGCUACCAAAUCUAGUGGAGAUGAAGCUAAAAGCAUGCUCCAACUGUGAACAACUUCCACCAUUAGGGAAACUGCAGUUCCUCAAGAGUCUUGUAUUGCAUGGAAUGGAUGGUGUGAAGAGUAUUGGCAGUAAUGUGUAUGGAGAUGGGCAAAAUCCAUUCCCAUCUUUGGAGACGCUGACUUUCGAUUCAAUGGAAAGAUUAGAGCAAUGGGCUGCGUGUACUCUUCCUCACCUUCAAGAAUUGAAGAUAGCUUAUUGCCUUGUGUUGAACGAGAUACCAAUUAUACCCUCCGUCAAAAAAUUAGACAUCCAAGGAGGUAAUGUUUCAUUAAUGAUGUCAGUUAGGAAUCUCACUUCUAUCACCUCCCUUUAUAUAAGACAGAUUCCAAAUGUGAGGGAGCUUCCUGGAGGGUUUUUGCAAAAUCAUACCCUACUUGAAAGCUUAAAAAUUGAUUAUCUGCCAGAUCUGGAGUCUUUGUCUAAUAAGGUAUUAGAUAACCUUUCUGCUCUUAAAAGCUUGACGAUUUGGUGCUGUGAUGAACUUGAAAGCUUGCCAGAGGAAGGUCUUCGGAACCUCACUUCCUUGGAGGUUUUGGAGAUACGUUGUUGUGGAAGAUUAAAUUGUCUGCCAAUGAAUGGGCUGUGUGGCUUAUCUUCUCUUCGUAAGUUAUUUGUUGGAUAUUGUGAUAAAUUCACAUCUCUAUCUGAUGGAGUGCAACAUCUGACGGCACUUGAGGAUUUGGAUCUUAGUCAGUGUCCAGAGGUGAAUUCAUUGCCAGAGAGUAUCCAACAUCUCACUUCUCUCCGAUCUCUACGUAUACGAGACUGCAAGGGAUUAGCUUCUUUGCCAAAUCAGAUUGGAUAUCUCACACCCCUUUCACGCUUGGAGAUUGGGUUUUGCCCUAACGUGGAGUCUUUGCCAGAUGGGGUGCAGAGUCUCAGCAACCUCAUCUCGUUGAUAAUUGACAAUUGUCCAAAAUUGGAGAAGAGGUGUCAGAAAGAGAGAGGAGAGGACUGGCCUAAGAUAGCUCACAUCCCAAAGAUUAUAAUAUACUAAAAAGGAAGAUAAUUUCUACUACCUUUCAAGAGGACCAGCUACACUGCUAAGGUUGAUCUCUUUUACUGGUCAGAACCACAGGAAAUCUUUACUGUGUUGCCUCUGGAUAGAAAAUUCAGGAGAUGAUCGUGCUAUGAGGAUUCAGAUGGAGAUGAAGCUGACAAUUAUAUAUGUAUGGAUAGUAUUGGAUGGUUUUCAUUUUGAUAUGUGUUUGUGUUCGAACAUAUAAAAGGUCCUAUGAUUUCUGGAGUGUGGCCCAACUUGUCAGAGCAAUACUAUGAUUUCUGUUCAAGUGUUGUCUGAAUAAAUAUAUUUAUGGGCUGGUUUUAGUGGCCACACAUUACCCAUCCA